Pistacia vera is the source of this 2309-nucleotide messenger RNA. Its product is annotated as cellulose synthase A catalytic subunit 7 [UDP-forming]-like. The transcript is spliced from 9 exons. Gene Ontology annotation, biological process: cellulose biosynthetic process; plant-type primary cell wall biogenesis. NCBI's taxonomy places the organism in Eukaryota, Viridiplantae, Streptophyta, Magnoliopsida, Sapindales, Anacardiaceae. Gene Ontology annotation, molecular function: mannan synthase activity; cellulose synthase (UDP-forming) activity. Bases 1 to 1902 code for a protein of 633 amino acids. Gene Ontology annotation, cellular component: trans-Golgi network; plasma membrane. The record is from RefSeq and is a predicted model, not a curated record.
AUGUGUCCCCAUGGACUCAAUUCUGUGGCAAUCAAGGCCAUUGAUCUUGAUCAAUCUCGGGCCGAUCUUGAAAAUGUUCGACGUGAAACCAAGACCAUGCCUCCUCUCUCUCAUCUCCCUCCUUCUAAACAUUGGCUGAAGAAUAACCAAGCGCUGUACGCUUCUGUCUUCUUUUCGAGUGGGGAUGAUGAUCAUGGUGUUACUCAGAGUGUGGAAUAUGAGGAAGAAAGAGAGAAAAUCAAGAGGAAGUAUGAGUUGUUUAAAGAGCGCGUUCAUAGAGAAGAAGAAAAAGCAGUGAUCAAAGAAACAAGCAGUCCCAAGGCUAAAAAUCAUCCUUCUAUAGUUGAGGUGGUACAUGAUAGUUCAGAUGACGUGGUGGGUUCUGACCAAGUUCAGAUGCCUCUUCUUGUGUACGUCUCUCGUGAGAAAAAGCCACCUCAUCCACACCAUUUCAAAGCUGGAGCACUUAAUGUUCUUCUAAGGGUUUCCAGCAUUCUCAGCAACUCCUCUUACAUACUAAUACUAGAUUGUGACAUGUACUGCAAUGAUUCAACAUCUGCUAGGCAAGCAAUGUGUUUCCACCUUGAUCCAAAAAUCUCACCGUCCCUGGCUUUUGUUCAAUUCCCUCAAAAAUUCCACAAUAUCAGUAAGACUGACAUCUAUGAUAGCCAGCUCAGGAUUACAUUCAUGACAAGGUGGCCAGGUAUCGAUGGAAUUCAGGGACCGAUGUUGUCCGGUACUGGCUAUUACAUGAAGAGAGAAGCAUUAUAUGGGAAAUUUUUGCAGAAGGAUCUAUUUGGUCUCAAACAAGCUUUUGGUCCUUCAAAUGAACUCAUCAUGUCACUUCAGCAUAACAAACAACAUAACAUCAUUGACAGAGGGACCUCGUCGAGCAUACUACAAGAGGAAGCCCAAUUUUUAGCCUCUUGCACCUAUGAAAAAGAGACUCUAUGGGGUAAACAGAUAGGAUUCUUGUACAACUCUAUGUUAGAAGAUUACUUUACCGGAUUCAUCUUGCAUUGCAAAGGGUGGAAUUCUGUUUUCUGUAAUCCAUCUCGGCCAGCAUUCUUAGGCACUGCUACCACAAAGUUGAAUGACACAUUAGUUCAGGGUACAAGAUGGAAUUGCGGUUUGCUUGAAGUUACCUUCUCAAAGUUCUGCCCUCUUGUUUAUGGGCUAUCAAGAAUGUCUGUGCUUCAAACCAUGUGUUAUGCCUACUACUCACUCCAGCCCCUCUAUUCAUUGCCCUUGUGGUGUUUUGCUACUCUGCCCCAGCUAUGUCUCUUGAAUGGCAUUCCACUAUACCCCAAGGCUUCAAGUCCACGGUUUAUGAUCCUUACAUCUGUCUUCAUAUUUUCCCAACUGAAAAAUGUAGAGGAGGUUCUGCUCACAGGAGGUUCAGUUCUGGCGUGGUGGAAUGAACAGCGGAUGUGGAUGAUAAAAUCAGUCACUGCAUAUACCUAUGGAACUUUCGAUGCUAUCUUGAAAUGUUUAGGCAUGAGACAACCAAAUUUCUUACCUACCAAUAAAGUUUCUGAUAAUGAUGAAGUCACUCUAUACCAAUUGGGUAAAUUCAACUUCCAAACCUCAACCAACUUGCUUGCUCCUAUAGUUACUUUGGUCGUAUUGAACAUCAUCGCUUUUGCCGGAGGAUUUGCCAGAAUGAUAAUUUCAGGGAGUUGGAAUGAGCUGCUGGGUCAAGUUUUCCUCUCAUUUUACAUCUUAUGGGUGAAUUACCCUAUAAUUGAAGGGGUGAUGUUGAGGAAGGAUAAAGGGCGAGUUCCUCCUUCUGUUGGCCUAUUAUCUCUUGUUCUCUCCAUCAUUUUUUUGAGCUUGGGUUCCAUGGUUCUCAGGUUUCAAGCUGGAAUUCCAGGCAUCUAUAACCGUAAUACUAAUUCAUAAAGAGAGAUUCAGAAUAUGUGGCAUUGAAUUUGCAUUUUGCACCCAUGUCUCCUUUAAUCUUAGCCGCAGGGCUUGGUGACUAAUAGUCUUGUUCAGGUGCCCCGUUUCACCAUUCAGGAUUGAAUUGAAACACUCUAGUACUUACGAGCUUGCGAGAAAAAAGUUGCAUGAUUCUAUUCUUUGGCUUAUUUCUUCUGUAUCAUUCGUACCCGCUGUGCUUGGAAACAUAACAGGGUUCAUAUCAUGUGACAAAAUAAAAUCACAUUUGGGCAAGACGAGUACAAUGUCUGGCCCUGUGGAAACUGGAAAGCUAAUACAUCCAGAUAACUGCCAUUUCAAUAGUCAAUUUUCCUUGUACAACUUCACGGGCUGCUAUAUAUGUAACUAUAUAACGAGAAUAAAUUACU